AUGGAUUCACUGCUUGGCACCCAAGUGCUGGGUUAUUGGCAGGAGGAUGAGUCCUGGUACCGCUGCCUCCUCUUGAAGCGCCGGAGCGACGGUCGCCUCAAGGUCCGCUGGGAAGAUGAGACCGUGGCGCUGCUCUCCGCCGCGGAGGUGAGACCUUCCAAGCGCCGCAGGGACCGGAGAGUCGGUGAGUCGGUGCCACGCUCGCUGGUGGAAGGAAGAAGACAUGUCCUUCCGCCACAUCGCUAUGUCUUAGCUCCUAUGGUUGGAGGUUCAGAACUCCCAUUUCGGAUGAUGACCAGGCAGUAUGGAACCCAGCUUUGCUACACGCCCAUGAUUUAUUCGGGCCCCUUUUCCCGAGAUCCUGCAUACAGAGCCGCUGCGGAGAAUGGCUUUCAGACGUGUCCAGAAGACAGACCACUGGUGGUCCACUUUUGUGGAAAUGAUCCAGAAGUCUUGUUGGCUGCGGCCAAACAUGUUGCAGACCGCGUGGAUGCCAUUGAUCUGAACUUGGGAUGUCCACAGCGCGUGGCGCACGCGGAGCAUUUCGGGGCAUAUCUGCUUGACGAGAAGGACCGACCUUUGCUUUGUAGCAUUGUGAAGCGGCUAUCAGAGGCGCUUCCCGUGCCGGUCUUUUGCAAGAUUCGUUUGCUGGAUCGCUUGGAAGAGACUUUGCAGCUGGUGAGACAGCUGGAAGCUUCUGGCGCGAGUUUGAUUGCGGUGCACGCGCGGUACCGCGGCACACCGACCCACCGAAGAGAUGGCCCAGCGCAUUUGGAUCAAGUGGCGAUCAUCAAAAAACACGUCAAGGUCCCGGUGCUGGCGAAUGGGAAUGUGAAGUCCUGGUCUGAUGUUGUCGCAAAUCUUCAGCUCACUGGUGCAGAUGGCGUGAUGUCAGCAGAGGGCAUGCUGGAUGAUCCUUGCUUGUUCGCUGGUGAGUGCAAGACUGGAACAUUGGAGAAGGAGCUACGGAAGAUUGAGAAGAAGAAGGCAACUGGCGCUGUUCUCUCCUCACAAGAAGAAGAGAAGGUCGGACGGCGCAAGGAAUUGAAGCAGGAACGCAAGGGUCUUUUGGAGCGUGUUGCAAAACAGAAUCAAAGAAAAACGGAGAGAAUGGAGGUUCCAAAGGAUGGUUUGGCCAAAGCCCGCCAAUACUUGGCCUUUGUCAAGAAAUAUCCACCUUCGCCCCCAUUGUCCACUUUGAUUUUUCAUUGUCGUCGGAUGGCCAAGUCUGAGCUUACCACCUACCAACUCUUGGAGGAUUUCAAGGCCGCCUCAUCCCUCUCCGAGGUUCAACGCAUGCUUUCAAAGGCCGAAGGUUAUCGCGAUGCUCCUGGAACCUUCCAGGCGAGCAAGGAGAAAGAAGAGGAGGAUAGGCAGCUACGAGCACAGCAAGCCUAUGAGAUGGACUGCCGGCGGAAAUACGAACAGCGGAUGGCCCGCAAGGCUGCUCGCCUGGGGGUGUCACUACAAGAAGUCAUGAAGGGCUCGUCGGUACCAGGGGGAUCCCUUCAUUUCAACAACGAACCCAGUUGGCUGACAGAGAAGGGUGAUGUGGCAGACCCCGUGGACAAGAAGGCAGGAAAAAGGUGA
Messenger RNA from Durusdinium trenchii, 1590 nucleotides. The record is from the annotation of a GenBank genome assembly. Lineage: Eukaryota; Dinophyceae; Suessiales; Symbiodiniaceae.